Molecule: messenger RNA, 1170 nt
Organism: Pyricularia pennisetigena
Lineage: Eukaryota; Fungi; Ascomycota; Sordariomycetes; Magnaporthales; Pyriculariaceae
Exons: 4
Coding region: 1-1170 (389 amino acids)
Biological process (GO): protein deubiquitination; ubiquitin-dependent protein catabolic process
Cellular component (GO): cytoplasm
Molecular function (GO): cysteine-type deubiquitinase activity
Source: RefSeq, a predicted model, not a curated record
AUGUCCGAUACCACAACAGCUCAGACCAGUAGCCGUCGAUCGGGGCGAGUGCGACCUGAGAUCUCGUACAAGGAGCGAGACGACAAGGACAACUAUGAUGAACUACGACGUGCUCAGGGAUACACCGUCAAGAGACAGCGCAAAUAUUUGCCCAGAAAAGGCCAUCAAAAUGAAAUAAACAACGGUGAUGAAGAUGCACACGCUAUCUGCGCCGACCAAGUUCCAGACCUUCUCGACGAUGUACUCAAUUUUCCGCCCGAGGAGUUGGAAGCAUACGAGGGCUGGGUUGAGCUUGAAUCGGAUCCGGCAAGUAGAAAGCUCCCAGAUUCAGAUGCACAUUUCAACUACAUACUGCAUACACUUGGCGUGUCCAAUGUCCGUAGCGAGGAAAUUUUCAGCAUGGAUGAGACAGAGAUAGCGGCACUCAGCCGUCUCGAUCUCAUGGAUGCAGACUUGGGGAUGAUGAACCAAUGGGAGGAGCGUAACAAGCGCCAAAACAAGGGAAAGUCCAGCAAGCGGAAGCGCAAGGCUCUUGAUCCAGACUCAGCCAAGCAUUACGUGGGAUAUAUUCCUCACGAUGGUAAGCUGUGGGAGCUCGAUGGGCUGGAUGGAGGUGUUAUUUGCUUGGGACCAUAUGAGGGAGACUGGGCCUGUGCCGUGAUACCCCAUAUCCAGAGAAAGGUUGAAGAACUCGGUCUCCAGGCCAACCUCCUUGCACUCUCUCACAAUCCUCUAGCCAGCGUGCGCCAGAAGCUUGCUGUGAACAUGGCCUGUUAUAAGGCUCUUCAACAAAAAUUGGCCGCCAGUCCAACACUGAAGAAUAUGACGGAGAACGAUGAAACUUACAUCACAUGCAAACAAGAAAACGCCGAGCAGUUGAAAAAAAUGGGCUUGACAUACGAGGAAGUUGUGGCGACACCAGCACCUCAAGAAUUUCUAAACGAAUUGAACGGACCGGAAAUGAUACCCGAGUAUGCAGAUACAGUCAUGAGGAGGCUAAGGGCCGAGCAACGUGAUCUGAAAUUGGAAUAUAACGCAGCCCGGGAGAGCGGUAACGAGGAUCUCGCUGCUGCGCGUCGCCGAUGCCAGGACUACACUCCUUUGGUUCAUGGAUGGCUGCGUGCCAUGGGUGAAGCUGGUGUACUGGAGGCCCUUGCAGAUUCGCAAUAG